Pieris rapae (cabbage white) is the source of this 651-nucleotide messenger RNA. RefSeq lists its product as uncharacterized. The coding region runs from base 61 to 603 and encodes 180 amino acids. Gene Ontology annotation, molecular function: odorant binding. The record is from RefSeq and is a predicted model, not a curated record. NCBI's taxonomy places the organism in Eukaryota, Metazoa, Arthropoda, Insecta, Lepidoptera, Pieridae. The transcript is spliced from 3 exons.
AAAAAUAACAAGCCAGUUAAAAUUUCUUGGUUAGUCAGAUUUUCAUCUCAAACCGUGAAAAUGCUUGUAAUUAUGGUUUUAUAUUUUUUACGGAUCGCAAGUUGUGGUGGUUCGGAAGUAUUAGGCUUGGAAACGGGAAUUAUGAAAAUGAAUAAAAAUAACCAGGAAACAAAAUUGAAAGAGAACCUGGAGAAAGAACCAGAUUGGUCCUACAAUCCUAUACCAAAGGAAGUCUCGAGACACGUCCAAGAAUUCAAACGCAACAUGUCUGAAUGUUUAAAAGAGGUACAGAGAAAUGAUAGGAGAGAGAUCAAGAGAUUGUCGCCUAAGAUGGAGUCACCAGUACAUGGCGAGUGCCUUAUCGCGUGCGUACUUAAACGAAAUGGUGUUAUUGAGAACGGGAAAGUUGUAAAAGAUAACCUUAUUGGCUUAAUCACCAAGUUUUAUGCAAAGGAGGAUAAAUUAAUAAAGAAGUUGGAAAGGAAUAUCGAUAGGUGCAUAAAUACAAGUAUCAAAAGUAAGGAUGAAUGUUUGCUUGCAUCCCAUCUGAAUCAAUGUACCAAUGACAUAAUGGCAAACAACAAACAUAUGAUAUCUGUUUAAUAAAAAUGUAUAAUUAAAAAAAAUCCAUCUGCAACUGUGUUUUUUCUC